CGGGACGCUCCGGCGUGGGGCGGGAGGGGAGCAGCCCCCGCCCCCUCCCGAGGCCGUCCGGGCUCGGAUAAAAUCAGCUGGAUUCAGUCGAGUUUACUUGCUCCAUGGGAACAGCAUAAGAGCUGGAGGUCAGUGCCUUACAAGCAGGCAGGAACAUUUCCAGUGGUGAAGCUGGACGAGGCCAGAACUACGGGGCCAGGGAAACAUGUCCCGUCGGAAACAGACCAAUCCAAAUAAAGUUCACUGGGAACAGGUAUUUGCUGGGCUGGAGGAGCAAGCCCGACAGGCGAUGAUGAAAACGGAUUUUCCUGGAGAUCUUGGCAAUCAGCAUCCAGCUAUCCAGCAACUGAGAGAUCAGGCCUCCAGUAGCAGCGACAGUGAGGGGGACGAAGAGGAGACCACACAAGACGAAGUCUCUUCCCACACAUCCGAGGAGGAUGGCGGGAUGGUGAAAGUGAAAAAGGAGUUAGAGAAUGCAGAGCAGAGUGUUGGAGGGAAUGAGGUGAUAGGGGACCACGAGGUCUCUGAACAUCUGAAUUCUGACCCCAUGCUUGGCCUCUGUCAGUGUCCCCUUUGCCAGUUGGACUGUGGUAGCCGAGAACAACUCAUUGCUCAUGUAUACCAGCACACUGCCGCAGUGGUGAGUGCCAAGAGUUAUGUGUGCCCCGUGUGUGGCCGCGCCCUCAGCUCCCCAGGGUCCCUAGGCCGCCACCUCCUCAUCCACUCUGAGGACCAGCGGUCCAACUGCGCAGUGUGUGGAGCCCGCUUCACCAGCCAUGCCACCUUCAACAGUGAAAAACUUCCAGAAGUACUGAAUAUGGAAUCUGUACCCCCCAACCACAGCGAAGGCCCCUCCAAUGCAGAGGGGAAGGACAUUGCCUUCAGUCCCCCCGUGUACCCCGCUGGAAUCCUACUGGUAUGCAACAACUGCGCUGCCUACCGCAAGCUGCUAGAAGCCCAGGCGCCUGGGGUCCGCAAGUGGGCUCUGCGGCGGCAGAACGAGCCCCUAGAGGUUCGGCUGCAGAGGCUGGAACGUGAGCGCACGGCCAAGAAGAGCAGGAGGGACAACGAGACUCCUGAGGAACGGGAGGUGAGGCGCAUGCGAGACCGGGAGGCCAAGCGUCUGCAGCGCCUGCAGGAGACGGAUGAGCAGCGGGCACGCCGCCUGCAGCGGGACCGAGAAGCCAUGAGACUCAAACGCGCCAACGAAACUCCGGAGAAGCGGCAGGCCCGGCUUAUCCGGGAGCGCGAAGCCAAGCGGCUAAAGCGGCGGCUGGAGAAAAUGGACAUGAUGUUGCGAGCUCAAUUCGGUCAGGACCCCUCUGCCGUGGCAGCUUUGGCAGCUGAGAUGAGCUUCUUUCAGUUGCCAGUGGGCAGUGUAGAGCUGGAGAGUCAGCUUCUGGGCAAGGUGGCCUUCGAGGAGCAGAACAGCAGCUCUGCACUGACCAGACCAGGUCCAUGCUGGCCAAUACGGACCAGUCCUCUGCCUGCUACAAGCCUCCAUCCCCACUGCCGGGGAGGCUCCUGGGUUUGGACCCGGCUUAGCUCAUGCCAUCACAUGUGCACCGAAGCUUCCCUUGCAUGCUGGAGGAGAAUGGGGACAAAGAGGUGGCUGGCUUAGGAGGCCCCGGAGGGGGCAGGCACUCCAGACAACUAGAUUCCCAAGCCGUGGUUGCAGGACAUGAUUAGUGCUCUGCAAGCUAGGUAAUGCCCUGACUUCAGAAGGGCAAAUAAAUUAAUUUUAUCUUUACUAA
Molecule: messenger RNA, 1754 nt
Organism: Phascolarctos cinereus (koala)
Lineage: Eukaryota; Metazoa; Chordata; Mammalia; Diprotodontia; Phascolarctidae
Gene: ZNF821
Product: zinc finger protein 821
Biological process (GO): regulation of transcription by RNA polymerase II
Cellular component (GO): nucleus
Molecular function (GO): DNA-binding transcription factor activity, RNA polymerase II-specific
Source: RefSeq, a predicted model, not a curated record